Rotaria sp. Silwood1 is the source of this 597-nucleotide messenger RNA. Lineage: Eukaryota; Metazoa; Rotifera; Eurotatoria; Philodinida; Philodinidae. The record is from the annotation of a GenBank genome assembly.
AUGAAUGAAAUUGAACAACAAUAUCGUAACCAAUUAACUAAAUACGCUGCUGAUGAUUGCCUUUCAAUACAACGAAUAUUAAUUAGUCUAAAUAUAAUUCAAUUAAAUUAUCACAUUUCAUCAACACGAACUUCUACAACUCCUACAACAACUACAGCAACAACAAAUAAAUAUCACACAAAUAUUGAACUUGAAUAUACAUUCGACGAAAAUGAUUUAUUUAUAAUGCAACAAUCUAUACACGAAUCAAAUGCAUUUAUUUUUAAUGAUAAAUCAUUAUCAGAAGAUAAUCAACGAAGUACACAACAAUCAAUUGAAUUAACACCAACUAUAGCAAUCUCUAAUAAAGAAACAAAUAAUGAUCGAAUAAAUAAAUUAGAAUUAACUUCGAAUACUUUUUCGGAUAAUAAUAAUGAAACAAUUGAUGUAUUAAGUCGUGAAAAACGUAAAAGAAUUCACGACCGCAGUUGUGCACUAAAACAACGAAAAAAACUUUACCAACAUGAAAUUGUGAUGCAUAAUACAGAUCGUUGGUUUAUCAUUACGAACAUAAAAACAAUUCUUCGACAAUAUUCAGUUGAUUUUUUGUGCUAUUAA